AUGUUAGACAAAUUAACUCAUUUUAAAAAUUUACUCAAUACAGAAGAUAACCGAUCAUCAGAUAUAAUGGAUUUAUCAAGUAAAAUCUCAUCGAAAGAUUCAUGGAAUUUUGAUAAUCUAUUAACAUUGAAAUUACAACAGUCCAGUUAUCAUUCAUCAUCAUCAUCGUCAUCAUCAUCAUUUCUCAAUAAUAAUAAUAAUAGUAAUAAUGAUCAUACAAAUAUAAAUGAAAGUAAUCAAUUAUUAUCAUCAGCUAAAUCAUUAGCUUAUUGUACACCGAAUCCAGUUCCAAAUUUACCAGAGAAUAAUCAAGUACAUUUUUUAGAAUAUCGUGGUGCUCAUUUAGCAACAUUUACAGUGAAUGGACGUGAUUUAAUUUGUUUACCACAAGCAUUUGAAUUAUUUUUAAAACAUUUAGUUGGUGGAUUACAUACAGUUUAUACAAAAUUGAAACGUUUAGAUAUUAUUCCAGUUGUAUGUAAUGUUGAACAAGUACGUAUACUAAGAGGUUUAGGUGCAAUACAACCAGGUGUUAAUCGAUGUAAAUUAAUUGCACCACAAGAAUUUGAUAUACUUUAUGCUGAUUGCACAAAUUCAAGUUCUAGACCUGGACGUCCAUCAAAACGUUUAUCUGGAGUUGAAACACCUGUUCUAUCAUCUGUACUUGGAUCCCGUCAGUCACAUACAUGUCAUAACAAUGAUUCAGGUGAAUCCACUCCCAAACAAUCACGUAGUUGUACAAGCGAUGAUGACAACAGUGGAAAUAAUCAGUCUCAAAUCGAACAAACUUUAUGGCCCAACUCUCAAAAUAAUAUUUCCGCUUAUCCAUUAAUGAAUUCAUAUGAAUUGAUUUUACCUCAACUAUUGAAAGCAAAAGUUUUUGAACACUUGGAAACAGUUUAUUCAUCUUUUAUGAAAUAUGCACUUUCAAAUCACCAAAAUAAAUUAGAACAUGAACAAAAUUCUUCUGGAUCGACCGAGUUUAAAUCCAUCUAUGACGGUGUAGAAAACAUAGUCUUUCCAUCUAUUGAUUUACCACGGAUCUUUCCAAACAAUAUAACGACUCAUUCUGAUCGGCUUUCCACUGAAACUUUUUUGGAAGAAGAAGGAGUGACUUCAUUUAACGAAUCAAAAACGAUAGAAAAUUCGGAUCAGACAUUAAAGUACCAACAGUUAUUUGAUUCAAAACUGCAGUACUUUUUAAAUCAGUUCAUUGGGAUGAAUUAUCCCUGGAAAUCUGUUUAUCGCCCAAUGGAUUCAUCAGGACCAACACUAAAUACUUUUGAUUCACAAAUUAAACCUCAGGUAAAUGAUCAUUUUGAUCAGCAUCCGCAUCAUCCCUACCCCUCAUUGAACAUGAAUACAUCGGAGUCUUUAAAAUGUGAUAAAUCCAAUCUACCAGUUCAAACGUUAUUUUCACAAGAUUUAAUCAAGGAAACAGGUCGAAAUGCUAGACCAUCAACAUCUACAAAUGAUUGUUACAACAAUGAUGAAGAAUCCUUUGAUGAAUCUCUGUGUCCUAAUGGUUUCACUUCAUUAGGAUAUUUUAAAGACACGAAAUUAAAUAAACCAACAAUUCUGAAUUUCUCAGUAGAACAAAUAAAAAUGGAUUCAGAAAGUUGUACAAUGCAUGAGUCUAACAAUAAUGAAACUAAUACAAAGAAAAAAUACACUGACACUUCGAAACGUCGUUUAACUGAUUUCAAAAGGGAAGAAACAAUACUAGAAAAAAACCAUAAUGACUGUGAUGAUGUUGAUGAUCCUGAUCAUGAUGAAAAUGAUGACGUUGAUGAAGAGGAUGUUGUUGACGAUAAUAGUGACAAUAAUGAAGCAAUUAAAAUCAAUCAGAAUACAGACAUGUCUAGAACGUUAACCGCAUUAAAUUAUUACUAUUGGUGGUUACAAUAUAUGUCAAAUGAACUUCCCCAUGUAAAGCAAUCAGUCGUUAGUGAAGCGAAAGUAUCAAUGUUUAAUAACUUUUCUUCACAUGGUUGUUAUACCAACGAUGAUUCAUUAAAGUAG
Schistosoma guineensis is the source of this 2022-nucleotide messenger RNA. NCBI's taxonomy places the organism in Eukaryota, Metazoa, Platyhelminthes, Trematoda, Strigeidida, Schistosomatidae. The record is from the annotation of a GenBank genome assembly.